This is a messenger RNA of Necator americanus (New World hookworm), 3006 nucleotides long. RefSeq lists its product as uncharacterized. Gene Ontology annotation, cellular component: cytoplasm; nucleus. The transcript is spliced from 13 exons. Lineage: Eukaryota; Metazoa; Nematoda; Chromadorea; Rhabditida; Ancylostomatidae. The record is from RefSeq and is a predicted model, not a curated record. Gene Ontology annotation, biological process: signal transduction; peptidyl-serine phosphorylation. The coding region runs from base 1 to 3006 and encodes 1001 amino acids. Gene Ontology annotation, molecular function: ATP binding; protein serine/threonine kinase activity.
AUGGGAAACGGAAAAAAGAAUAGUAAAGAAAAAAAGAAGAAAGCAAACGGUGAGAAGAGAAAGAAGGUGAAGAAGAAAGUUCAGAAAAAAGAAGAAACGGAGACCGAAUCAACAUCAGAAGAAAGUACUGAAGAAGAAAAGAAACCCAAGAAACCUGCCGUUUUACCAGUAGCAGAGAAGCGGAUUAUGCCCGGAGCGUUAACUAAACCACCUGAACAUCCACCUUGGUUCAAAAGAAUGCUUUUUGAAGAAGAGCGUCCGGAUAUGUCAUCCAAAUGCGGAAAAUCAGAUCUUGAGAAUGAAGAAAUCGAAUUGUUGGACACUUUUAUGAGAGAAAGAGAGGAUUUGAUCCCUGGGGACCUAGUCAUUGUGAAUGACAACCUCGACGAAGAUUCUCGCGAAUAUUCAAGAUAUGAAGUGUUGACAAAAUAUAACGAAGGCCGUUAUUCAGCGAUAUACAUUGUAGCUAAGCAAACUUGCAGCGACAAUAAUGAAGUAAUGGAUAAAUGUCUUUAUGCAAUGAAAGUUGGAGUAAGAAAAGAAAGCAGUAACACUCAAUUAAGGUUUAAGAGAGAGUUAGCUGUACUGCGGGAGCUGAAGGCUGCUGGAGUAUUACGCACUCCUUACCUUUUCGAUAGCGGAAGAGUUUGCGAAAGAUUCUAUAUCGUGAUGACGUUGUUUGAUAAAAGUCUUGAGAAGUUAAAAGAGAACGUAAUAGGAGGCGUUUUACGGCCUUCAUCGGUCUAUCAUCUUGCUGGAGAAGCACUUGCAGCAAUCGAGGAGGUACAUGGUAUUGGAUAUAUUCACCGCGAUAUAAAGCCAUCAAAUUUUUGUAUUGGUGUCGGUACAGCCGCUGCACGUCUAUUCCUCAUAGAUUUCGGAGAAACAGUAAAAAAUGGAAAAAAUAUCAAAUAUGGUGUACCGGAUGCAUUCUCCUUACCCUACUGGGCUAUUGAUUCACACAAAAAAACUGCUGCUUCUCCUAAGAUAGAUGUCGAAUCGUGGUUUUAUACGUUUAUAGAAAUGUUGUAUCCGGAAAUAUUAACAUGGAAAAAGUGUCAAGUUGAACCAGAAGUUUUGUCUGCAAAGAUUAAGUUUUGGGAAGAAUUCCCUCAGUCUGUUCCCAAUUGCCCGCCUCAAAUUGCUGAAGCAGCGAAGAUCAUCAAUGGAGCAACCGAUAAAUUAGAUUAUAAUGAAUUGAAAAGAUUGAUAGAAGAUGCUAAAAACGCUUUUUUGAAUGGAGCACCGUUGACGCUGGAAUGGGUGAAAGAGAUGCCUAAAACAUUGCCAAAAAGAGGUGAUUAUCUAGCACAGAGUGGUGUCGAAGACAAAAGUUCACCCAAGGAAGCGAAAGCACCGAAGAUAAAAGCGGCGAAAGAAUCGAAAGAAGUCGUCGAAGGAUCUGGAAACAUCGACGAAUGGAAAUCAGCGGCGAGUACUCUCAUGCAAAAAUUCCGCUUCCGCACAAGGCGAAAAAAAAUUUCACUACCGAUUGCGAUUCCCAUGAAGGACGCUGAUACAUCAACAUCAACUAGCACUACUGCUGACGCAACUGCUGGCCUCGCCACUGCCAUUCCUCCUGAACAGAAAAAGUCCGAGAAACCAGAAGAAACUCCUAGUGCUGAUAAGAAACCUGUGGAGGAACCUAAAGAAACCCUCUUCCAGAGGAUAAGUUUCAGGAAGAAAAAGAAGCCCAUGAAAGCUGAUACCGUUCAAGAGCAACCAAAGGUGCAAACUGCCACGGAAAAACCAGAAGAAACUCCUAUCGUGGAGAAGAAAGGUGCAGAUGAAUCUAAAGAAACACUCUUUCAAAGGAUAAGCUUUAGGAAGAAAAGAAAGCCCAAAGCUGAUACCGUUCAAGAACAAGCAAAAGAGCCAACUGUGACGACGGAAAAGAUUCUUGAACAGACAAGAACUCAACCACCCGCACCAGGAGAAGUUGAAGUAGAUCCCUCGAAAAAGCCUCAACCAUCACAGGAAAAAGGCGAAGGUUUACUUCAGCUCCUCAGUCUUCGCGUGCGAAGGAAAAAAACUUUCAAAGGAGCUGCAACAAACCUCGAACAAACACCACGAGACCAGGCCCAGGCACAAGACGGUGCCACUGCUACUGCAACGGCUACGAAUCAGGCUACUGUUUCCAGCACUACCAGCACUAACGUUCCGAAAUCUGAUGAGGACAAAAGAACCUCUUCGUCCGUGGCCACUGGUGCAGACCAAAUCCAGCAGAAAUCCUUCUAUCAAAAAGUCAAAGAGUUUAAAAGAAAGAUGAGACCAGUAGGUCCAGUUGUUGGCAGCGCAGAAGCAAAAUCAGCGGAAAAACCUGAAGUAGCUCCUAUCAAGACCACACAGACAACUACCGCUGAAAAAACGACAUCUGGUGUUCCCGAAAAAAAGCAAUCGGCGGAAGAUGAAACAAAGCCACCACCAAAAAGUAUGCUACAACGACUUCUGUCCCCUACGAGAAAGUACAGCUCAUCGGUUGCAUUACCUGCAUCGAUUAGGUGUAUUGGGCUUGACUCUAGCAGUGGUGAAAAGCCAUCAGGAGUUGCUACUAAACAAUCUCCGUCUGAGAAGGAGAAAUAUCAAUCAGGAGGACUUCUUAGUCGCAUUCGUUCACGAAUGAGAAAGACCCCCCGGGCAGAGAAUGAAAAUGGAUCUUCAACAGCGGUGACUGCGCCACAGGCCACCGACGCUAAACCAUCUGUAGAGACGGGGGCGGCCAGUGAUGUUGGUGCUUCUGUUGAAACAAAAGAAGCUAUGAAACCAAGUGAUGACGGUGAACACCAUACUAUGGGGGAAAUGAAAAAGAAAAUGAAAAAGUUUUGGAAAAAGGUCGUAGCAAAGGAGGAACCACAAAACGAGGGCACAAACGAAAAACUUGCAAAGUAUCAGGAUCCGUCUCUGAAAGAAAAGGUCAGAGCGUAUUUGCAAAAGCAGCAAGGAAGUGAUGAGCCUACAAAUCUCUCUGCGGACAGUGCGGACCAAAGCAAAAGUGGAAAGAAGUGA